AUGGCCGCCAAGCUUUCUCUCUCCUUCGUUUUCUCUCUCAUCCUCUGUUUCUCAUCAUCAUCAUCAUCCCAUGAUGGCAUAGACACAUACAUCGUCCACGUGCAAGGAUCUCACAAGCCAUCUCUCUUCACCUCACACAGCCACUGGCACAACUCUCUCCUCCGCUCCCUCCCCUCCUCUCCCCACCCACCAACCCUCCUCUACUCCUACUCACGCGCCCUCCACGCCUUCUCCGCGCGUCUCACCCCUUCCCAAACCUCAACUCUCCUCCUCCACCCCUCCGUCAUCUCCCUCACGCCGGAUCAAGCGCGUGAGAUCCACACCACUCACACCCCCGCCUUCCUCGGCUUCUCCGAUAACAACUCCCCUCUCUGGACCAACUCCAACUACGGCGAAGACGUCAUCAUCGCCGUUCUCGACACCGGAAUCUGGCCGGAGCAUCCCAGCUUCUCCGACUCAGGUCUCGACCCCGUUCCCUCCACGUGGAGAGGCGCGUGCGAGACCGCUCCCGAUUUCCCGCCUUCUUCCUGUAACCGUAAACUCAUCGGAGCUCGAGCCUUCUACAAGGGAUACCUAACGCACCGCAACGGAUCAACGCGCUCGGAGGAAUCGCGCUCGCCGCGGGAUACAGCGGGUCACGGGACCCACACAGCUUCCACAGCCGCGGGAUCUGUAGUGUUCAACGCGAGUCUGUACCAGUACGCGCGUGGUGUAGCGCGUGGGAUGGCUUCCAAGGCGAGAAUCGCUGCUUACAAAAUCUGUUGGACGGGUGGUUGUUACGACUCGGAUAUCCUCGCGGCGAUGGAUCAGGCCGUUACGGAUGGGGUCCACGUCAUCUCUCUCUCCGUUGGCGCCAAAGGUUUCGCGCCACAGUAUCACAAAGACUCCAUCGCGAUCGGUGCCUUCGGAGCGAUGCGUCACGGCAUCGUCGUGUCCUGCUCCGCCGGAAACUUCGGUCCCGGACCCCAGACCGCCACCAACAUCGCGCCAUGGAUCCUAACCGUCGGCGCGUCGACGGUGGAUAGAGAGUUCACCGCCAACGCGAUCGUCGGAGACGGGAGAGUCUUCACCGGAACGUCGUUAUACGCCGGAGAGCCUCUCCGCGAUUCUCAGAUUCCUCUGGUGUACUCCGGCGAGUGCGGGAGCAGGUUAUGCUACCCCGGGAAGCUGAACUCGUCGUUAGUCGAAGGGAAGAUCGUUCUCUGCGACAGAGGAGGCAACGCGAGAGUCGAGAAAGGAAGCGCCGUCAAGAUCGCCGGCGGAGCCGGCAUGAUUCUCGCGAACACGGCCGAAAGCGGUGAAGAGCUAACCGCCGAUUCGCAUCUCCUCCCGGCUACUAUGGUUGGAGCUAAAGCCGGAGAUCAAAUCCGCGAGUACAUCAAACAUUCGAUCUCUCCAACUGCAACGAUCACCUUCUUAGGGACUUUGAUCAGUCCAACUCCCCCUUCUCCAAGAGUAGCAGCCUUCUCUAGCCGAGGACCGAAUCACAUAACCCCGGUUAUCCUCAAACCGGAUGUAAUCGCGCCAGGAGUUAAUAUAUUAGCCGGUUGGACCGGAAUGAUCGGUCCAACCGAUUUAGACAUCGAUCCGAGACGAGUUGAAUUCAAUAUAAUCUCCGGUACGUCGAUGUCGUGCCCUCACGUGAGCGGACUCGCCGCUCUCCUCCGUAAAGCUCAUCCCGAGUGGUCACCGGCGGUUAUAAAAUCAGCUCUCGUGACAACGGCUUACGAUAGGGAGAAUUCCGGGGAACCGAUCGAGGAUCUCGCGACGGGGGGAUCGUCGAACUCGUUUGUACACGGGGGUGGACACGUGGAUCCGAACAAAGCGUUGGAUCCUGGUUUGGUUUACGACGUGGAGGCUAGGGAUUACGUGGCGUUUUUAUGCGCAGUGGGGUAUGAGUUUCCCGGGAUCUUAGUGUUUCUCCAAGAUCCGAGUCUUUACGACGCGUGUGAGAGGAGUAAGCUUAGGACGGGUGGUGAUUUUAAUUACCCGUCUUUCUCGGUUGUGUUUGGGUCGGGUGUGGAUGUUGUUAGGUAUAGGAGAGUUGUUAGGAACGUUGGGAGUGAUGUUGAUGUGGUUUAUGAAGUGGGAGUUGAGGCUCCGGGGAAUGUGGAGAUUGAUGUGUCUCCGAGGAAGCUUGUGUUUGGUAAGGAGAGUAGGGAGUUGGAGUAUGAAGUGACGUUUAAGAGUGGUGUGAUUGGAUCCGUGCCGGGUCUGGAAUUCGGGUCGAUUACAUGGACAGAUGGUGAACAUGUUGUUAAGAGUCCGGUGGCUGUUCAGUGGAGUCAGGGGUCAGUUCAGUCAUUCUGA
Eruca vesicaria subsp. sativa (arugula) is the source of this 2310-nucleotide messenger RNA. The record is from the annotation of a GenBank genome assembly. Lineage: Eukaryota; Viridiplantae; Streptophyta; Magnoliopsida; Brassicales; Brassicaceae.